GUCUAAUUGUCUUUUGGCAUCCCUUCAUUUAAUUGUUGAGUUUGUCCGCAUUUGCGUGAUUUCGCGUUCAAUCAGUGCUCAUUUUGCGUUCAAAAAUUAGUUAUUUUACUUCUAAACUUGCUAAACUGCUGCUGAAUUUUGUGUUGCACUUCACUUAACCGUUAUUUUCUUAUUCAGCACUUAUACUGUAAAUAUCACGCAAAUGUCAAAAACUCAAAGCUCAGCUCCGAUUCAUAUAAAUAACAGAACAAUCGAGCACCAAACUAAUGGCUACGUAAACGAAAAUAACAUAAAGGUACGCGAAUACAUCAACCCGGCGAUAUACGUUGAAACAACCUACAAGAUGAACUCUUGCAAUCAAACAAUUUACUUUCCUGGCAGCGGCGACCAUCCAAAAACAGUCACUGUUAAGCGAUGUGCUUGUUUUACCAAUCCAGACGACUGUCCCUGCCAUCCUCGACCACCGAAAGAAGAAAUCAGUCAAGCAGAAGCUGAAGGUUAUGGAAUACCACCUAAAAUAGAUGAACCUUUAUCACUGACAAAGAUGAAGGAAAUGCUCAAAGAUGUUAAUGAUGCGCACGGUGAAAGUGGUAUAGGAUCUAUAUCACAGAUAAGUUCUUCGAAUAGCGCUUAUAAAUUAAAUUCGCAAUCUAUAUUUGAAAGCGACAGCGGUAUCACUGUCAAAGCAACUAAUUCCACAUCAGACCUACGGCUUUCAAUACCAUCCCUUACAUCAAUCGAUACGAUUCGUGUCACUGACAAUCACACGCGAGGCGAGAAUUAUCGUGAAUGGUGCCGGCGAAAAGAUUGUGAGAGGAAAUUACAGGAAGAACGUGAUCAGCUGAUACAAAAGAUUAAAGAACAGCAAAAACAGGCUGUCCUAGAACUGGAACGCGAAAACUUUAAGCGAUGGCUGACAAACAAAAAAAAGAAAGAUGAGGAAGCAAGACAACUGAAACUACAGCAGCAGGAAGAAGCAAGACGCAAGGAAGAAGAGAAAAACAAGCGAUUGAGCGAAAAAGAACGAAACUAUCAGAUUUGGUUGAGAAAAAAGGAAAAAGACGAUUUAGAAAAAAACAUUAAAAAGCAAUUGACACUAAUUGAACGCGAAGAAGAGAAACAACGGCGUAUUGAGGUCAGUCAGCAAGCCUACGAGUAUUGGCGAGAACAUUCUAGGAACAGGCAAAAACCGCUACCGUUUGGACGAGGAAUGGAUACUUUAAAGUCAUCCGUGUCUGUCUCAUAUAUCAAUCCACAACCAUGGGUACCCAAUAUAGAACCGUCCAAAAAACCACACUCGCAGUGACAACAUCGACCAUCAAUAUACAAAUAUUUAAAGAUUUUUUUGUAUAAAAAUCGAAAUACAUCUCUUGAAUAGAAAACUAUUUUUUCCCAA
This is a messenger RNA of Dalotia coriaria, 1396 nucleotides long. Its product is annotated as inner centromere protein-like. The transcript has 3 exons. The record is from RefSeq and is a predicted model, not a curated record. Lineage: Eukaryota; Metazoa; Arthropoda; Insecta; Coleoptera; Staphylinidae. Bases 203 to 1306 code for a protein of 367 amino acids.